UUUGUUCCCACAUUUUCUUAUCUCUUUCUUUUUCCAUAGAUACAAUCAAAGACAAGGCAGCCUAAAAGAAUUCAUUGGUGCUAGUGUAGUGUUAGCCGAAAUCAAUUCUUUAUUAAAAUAAUAGGCAAGGCAAAGAUAAAACCUCAAGAUCCCCCCAGUAUUGGAAUUGGAUACCAUUUUUCAGUUUGACUGAAGUCGGGGAAUUCAAUAUUUCACAUAUCAAUUAGGUUUGAGUGAAUCGGCCAUGGCGCGAGGCUCCUCCCAAUCGCAAGCUACCGCCUCCGCCUCGUCCACCACCUCCCGCCCCGGCACCAUGGCCCCGCGCGGCUCGGCCGCCGCCGCCGCCGGGAUGCGUCGCCGGAGGCUAGGAGGCGGUUCCAGCUCCUCCAGCUCAUCCGGGGUGGGGGCCGGCGGCGGAGGCGGCGGCAACAUGCUCCGGUUCUACACGGACGACUCGCCGGGGCUGAAGAUCGGCCCCACCGUGGUUCUUAUCAUGAGCCUCUGCUUCAUCGGAUUCGUCACCGCCCUCCACGUCAUCGGCAAGUUUUACCGCUUCAAAACCGGAUCCUGAUCCUCUCCUUCGCAUCCAUGACUGAUUUAGCGCCACGUGUCGUCGUUUCAAUACUUAAUUUUGUGUUGUUUUGGAGAGAGUGUGUGAAGAAAAUUAGAUGAAUAAGUUUUUUGUUUCUUCGGAGUAAUAGUAACUUUUCGUAGAAUAAUGCAGUUUCUGAUGUAAUAAUAUGUCCACUUCUAUAUUUUAUCAUAAUAUAGCAUCUUUGAUAAA
This is a messenger RNA of Salvia miltiorrhiza (redroot sage), 784 nucleotides long. Its product is annotated as protein transport protein Sec61 subunit beta. Gene Ontology annotation, biological process: intracellular protein transport. Gene Ontology annotation, cellular component: Sec61 translocon complex. Bases 245 to 571 code for a protein of 108 amino acids. Lineage: Eukaryota; Viridiplantae; Streptophyta; Magnoliopsida; Lamiales; Lamiaceae. The record is from RefSeq and is a predicted model, not a curated record. The transcript has a single exon.